GCUGGGUAUCGAACUCAUAACAUCCAGAUAGCGGGCGGGCAGGGAAGUUGUCAGUAAGAUAAAUUUUGUUUGCAUCGGUAUCAAGUCUUGUUUCUUGUGUGUCUCGUUUCUCUAGAUCUACAGGUAUAUUGUCCUUUACUUCACGCAUAUUAGUACAUAUUAAUUUUUCAAUUUGAUUUCAUAUCGGCACAUGCAAUUAUUCACAAAAUUCUUUUGAUUUCAUACUAAGACUAGAUGAGUAUAAAGUUUUUAUUUUAUCUUAUUCCGAUCGGCCAUUUCGAUUUCCGAAUUAAUUCGAUUGCAAAUAAAUGAUCGACUGAUUAAUUGAUUCCCAAUGUUGUGGAGAGGAAUCCUAAUUCUAUCAACAAUUGAUAUAAUAACAACAACAACAAUUUUACCGAAGUCACGAUCUGCAGUCUAUCGCGAUGAUUACCGAAAUUACAAAAGUCCUAAACGACAGCUAAAAGAAUCUAGACUGGAAUGGCUUUAUCCACCUUCUAAUAACAUGGCAACGCUACACAGUCAAGCAGAAAAUAAAGACUUAAUAUGUGGAAAUGAUGCUAAGAUUUACAAGAAUUAUCGAGAGUUCAUGACGGCGAAAUUGAAACAGACAGAUCUGCAAAUGGUGCAUUCGGGAUCCUGUCCUAGGGCUUCCAAACAGCGCACGCACAUAGCAAAUAAGCAAAAGUUUAUAGAUUUUCCACUUCACAGGAAUAUGGAGGUUACGUCGGUUUGCGGGAACGAUAUUAAGACUUACAAUACUUAUCAACAACUAGAAAUAAUGCGAUUGGUUCAGCCUAAUUUGAAAUUUCUGCAUCCGGGACCAUGUUUUUUAGAAUCUGAAGGUUUCAAGGCGCGGUCCGCAAGGCGUAAUACUGUUUUAAUGAACUUAAAUCCGCGAAAGAGGGCUGUAGAUAAGAGUGACCCUAAACCACAGAAUUCAUUAUCACGCGAAGAUAACCAUAGUUUGCAGUUGUUUAAAGAUGCCCCUGAAGGUGAGACCGUCGGCGAGGCUCCCGACGAUGGUACCUCUGGAACACAGACCACCGGUGGGGAUGCCAACAGCCUCGAGGUUGCCGAGGAGAGUUCCCUUGAAACACAGGCCAAAGAUAAGGCUCCUGACAGUUCUGAGACUACCGGGGUCGAUUCCCCUGAAGGACAGGGUCAGGAGUUCAGUAGUCCUGCGGCUUUGAGAGAUUCGCCUGGAGCACAGGGCACGAAUGCAGUUCCCAGCAGACCCGAGGGUCCCAGGGCUAGUUCCUCUGAAAGACAGGACAACGGUGUCUCCUCCAGUAGACCUGGAGCUUUCGAGGAUAGUUUGCCUGAAAGACAGGCUACUGGUACUGUCCCCGACAAAUUUGAGACUCCCGGAGGUGGGUCUCCUGUAAGACAAGCCACCGAUGGGACUCCAAGCGAACCCGGAAGUGGCUUUUCUGAAAGUUUGGGCAACGGUAGGGCCCCUAGCAUAUCUGAAGCACGCGGUAGGGGCUCUCAUGGAAGGCAGGGUAACGUUAGGGCACCUAGCAGACUUGAAGCUCACGAUAGCAGCUUCCCUGGAAGGCAGGGUAGUAUCUUAAGCAGGCCUCAAGCUCCUGGUAGUGACUUCCCUGAAAGGCAAGCCAACGGGGUUGGUUACUCUGGCAGGCCAGCCUCCGGUAACAAUCCUGGCAGAUCUGGAGCUCCACGAGGCGAUUCGGGAUUGCCGGGUGCUCCGGGUGGGGUUAAUUUGCUCAGAAAGCCCAAAACAUCAACUGGCUCUAAUCCCCUUUGGUGGUGGUUACUUGAUGCUGGGAAAAACCCAGAAGGUAACGGUGUAGGAGGACGGGAAGCAGGUACCGGUAGCUCUUAUGGCAGUGGUAGGCCGGGCCGUCCUCAAGUUUCUGGUGGAAGUGGAAAUAUACUUAUAAGACCAAGUGGGGGUUGGCCAGGACAUGGUGGUCCUCCAGGUGCUCCAGAUGGAGGCUGGGGAAAUGGAGCUGGUUUACCUAGUCGUUCUUAUAGCGGAGGUAAUAUACCAGGUCGUCCUGGUGCUCCAGGUGGUGUAUGGAGAGAAUCUUCACCGGGAGCUUUUGGUAGUUCAGGUGAAGUAUGGGGAAGAGAGGAUGCAAAUGGUGUACAAGAAUCCCCGGGCGCUCUAGGUGGAGGCUGGGGAGGUGAAGGUUUACCGACCCUUCUUGGUUCAGAUAGUAAAUCUGGCCAGCCCGGUAGUACGUACACUGGCUGGGGUGGACGAGGAAAGAUACCCAUAGCUUCUGGUACAGAAUCGGGUAGUGGAGGAAGCUUGCCUGGUUCACAGGGUUCUCGUGGAGUAGGUUGGGGAGGUAACCAUGAUCCUCAAAGAAUCCCAGAAGGUAACACAAUUGAAGUAUGGGACGGAGGUAGAGGCAUGCCAUAUGGCAGUGGUAGCUUACCGGGUCGUCCUAAUCAUUCUGCAAGAGAAGAUGGUUCUAAAACUGAAUGGAGAGAAAGUAGAUUAUGGGCAGACGGUAUUGGUGGCUCACAGGGAGCUCCCAACCCUAGUGGUCGUCCGAUUGGAAAAAACGGUUUGUCGGAUUCUUAUAGUGCUCCUGGUGAAGGAGGUCAAGGUCGACCGGUUCCUUCACCUCCUUCCGAUAUAUGGAAAGGAAAGGGACUGAAAAAGAGAAAAAUUAUAGGCAGAAGCAGUUUUACAAAAAAAUUAGGCAACUUUAAAGAAGUCGCGGGUGAUAUAUACGGUUUUUUCAAAGAUGCAAUGGGAAUUAUCGGCUACUUAUCUGAAGACUAAAAAGAAAACGCUUGUCCUAACGCUAUCUAGCGUUUGGACAAGCGUUUUCAAGCGACCACGGAGGUGUUUCUUCUUCUUUUCCACUGUGUUAAUUGCUGACAUAACAUUGGUGUCAGAUUUUAUUCCCAUAUUCAAAGCUAGUUAUACUACGCUCCGUUUUCUAAUAGGGAAUCUUGUCGCGAUGUUAUGACGCUAGAGUGCAGCACUGUCAUAAUUUAAACAGAGUAUUUUGAUAUUAACUAUGACUAUGGUUCACAGUUUGAUUAGUGUACUAAUUAGUGCGAGUUCAAGUACGAGUAUUUCUACUCAACACGUAACACUUCCACUUAACACUUGAUAAGUAUGAAUCGAAAUGCGAAUCGGGCUUCAUGUAAAGUGUCCCUUGACAUCGACUUGUGCGCUGUCAUUCGCUGGUGCGCUAUUUUACCGUGUCAAUCUCAACGUUUCAACCUUGACGUUGGCAAAAUCAUCGUUUUGGUGAACGAUGGAGCCAUGAAAUUAAAAAAAAAAACCUUGACGUUGGCAAAUACAUCUAGCAUACCUCAAAAGUAUUUAGAAGAAUACUAUAUUUAUAUAAUUUUUGUGUUUUAUUUACAUUGUGUUUUAGACGCCUUUGCUAGGGCCGAAUCUUAAUGUUAACAAGACAUUAAAUGUAAUUAAAUUUAUAUUAAGAUCUAUUGUCUCCAAUAAUAAAUAUAUGAUGUGUUUUUAACUUUUAUAUUAGGAAUUAUACUUAUAUAUAUAUAUAGUUCUUGAUUCCCUAACAAACGCACGAGAAAACAUAUCUAUGAAUCCGAAAAAUGAAUUAUUAAAAAAAAAAUAAUCGCAAGAAAAUUAGAGAGGUUUCAAUACUAGAAAUAGUGUUAUCACGUUCUUUUUCGAAUAGAUAUAUUGCCUCAAAUUAUUUAUGUCCAAUGUUUAUUAAUUUGUUAAUAUAAUAUUACGUCUUUAUCCCUUUCCGUUGCGGGCAGUGCCUGUGGCAGUGACAUUUGUAGUACUCGAUGUCUACGAGUGGACUUAUUAAUUUAAGGCAAGAACUAUAAUAAGAAGAAGAAAUUCAGGACUUGGACAGGAAUCUAAGCCGUGACAUAGCCUAUCAGUGUUUAAGAGCACUAUCCAGGUUAGGCACGUUAGUUGGUACGACCUGCGCUCGAUUUUUUAAUGUUUCCGUCUCAUUCUUUAAAUUUAGUUUUAACACCAUAUUUUUGUAUUAUUUAUACAAUUAUGUGGAUCAAAAGGGUCAAAAAUCAUUUUUAUAAUCUGUCGGUCUGAGUUUGUUAGUUUUUUGUAUUUGUCUGUUAUUCAAAGGUUCAUGAACAAAAGCAUCUUUUAGGUGUUAAGUCAUCGACACGCUAAUUAAUGGACAAAGAUUAACUUUCUGAUAGAUGACAUGUUCGUAAUUAAAAGUGCAAUUAUUGUCGUAAUUGAUUGGUUUCAUGCUGAAACUAAAAUAUUAUUCAAAGUUUUCAUUAAGCAUUUUCAAUGGGACAUCUUGAUUUCCGAUGUUGCGGAGAGGUAUUAUCAUUUUGGCAACAAUUGAAAUAAUAACGACAAUUAAUCAAUCAAGAUUUCCAACAAUCGAAGAAUGCUAUAACGAUGGCCGAACUUUCGUAAACACUAAACGUCAACAGAACGUGGCUAGAUCGCAACGCACCCAGCUGAAGUGGCUACAUCCAACUUCUAACAAAACGCUGCAUAAACGUGUAGAAAAGAGUGACUUGAUAUGUGGCAAUGAUGCAAAGACAUACAAGAAUUAUCGAGAGUUCAUGAGGGCGAGAUUGAAACAGUCAGAUCUGCAAAUGGUAUAUUCGGGACCGUGUCCCAAGGCUUUCAAACGGCGCAUGCACAUGGCACACAAGCAAAAAUUUAUAGAUUUCUCAUUCCUCAGGAAUAAGGAGGAUACGUCUGUUUGCGGGAGCGAUGUUAACACUUACAAUAAUUAUCACGAAUUAGAAUUAACACGAGUGGUUCAGCCCAAUUUGAAAGUUUUGCAUCCAGGUCAGUGCGUUUUAGAAACGGGAGUUUUCAAUUUGCGUCCAGGAAGGGACUUAGUGCUGAGAUCGAGGAGAACAAUGAAGCCUGAUAAUGUGAGAGCGUCACUCCGGAAGUAUUUAGACGGCACCAUUCCAGCAGCACCCGGCAGCGGCACCGGUUGGGGUUUGUUUAAUGAUUUACAACAGAUAAUAAUAACUCCGAAGCCGGAAGAAAUAACUAAUAAACAUGGGCGUGGUCUCGGAAGUGGACUAACCCUCGGCGUCGGAAGUAAAUAUAAAAAAUAUCGUCCGCAUGUUCCUCAAAUACCUGGAUACGGCGUUCCCGGUCAAGAAGAAUCGUAUCUCAAAACUUACCAAACACUUUUGCGUUUAAGUCAUUUUAUGAGUUCUGACAUCGACCUACAUUUUCGCACGGAAAAGGGUGGUGAUUCUGCGUUACCAUCGGAACUAAAUGUGAAGCCUUUAGACAAAAUAGGACCACGUUUAAACGACAGUGUUACCGCAACUCCUCUGCUGCAAUCUACUUUUAAUGAUAAAGGAUACAAGUUGAUUUCGGUAAGGCGGGCCGACGCUGCUAACACAAUGGAGAGACCAAAUCUGGAUGAAAAGAAUAAUGAAGCGUUGCCUCGGAGUCAUUUGGUACGGGUUUUAUACCCCUACAAUUAUGUGUACCCUAGCGAUCAAAACGUUGGAGUUGCAGCGGUUCCCGUGCCCGGUAUCCAUGGACAUGGCUAUAAAUACGGACACAGUCAAAGAAAUCAUCACGGACAACAUAAUUUACCUAUUUAUGGUAGCCAUGCUAAUGUUUCAAGAAAUCUAGGCCAUAUUGCUUCCGGAUUUAAAAAUGUUGCGGGUGGUUUAUAUGGUCUCGUCGAAGAUGCAUUUAGAUAUGUGGGGUAAUUCGUUAGAUAUACGUUUACUAAAAAUAAAAAUAAAAAUUUAAAAAUC
This is a messenger RNA of Plodia interpunctella (Indianmeal moth), 5706 nucleotides long. Its product is annotated as collagen alpha-1(III) chain-like. The transcript has 3 exons. The coding region runs from base 335 to 2764 and encodes 809 amino acids. Lineage: Eukaryota; Metazoa; Arthropoda; Insecta; Lepidoptera; Pyralidae. The record is from RefSeq and is a predicted model, not a curated record.